AUGGACGUUAUUAAUGAUCGUAAUACAGCAAACAAAGAGCUUCAGACCCUUCAAAAUGAAGUACAAGACUUACAAAACAAAAUUAAAGAUCUUGAAAGACAAAAGAGUGAAGCUAUUAAGCGACAGAAGCUUGAUGAAGAUCAGCAUAAGUAUUUUGCUGCUGAUGCUAGCAUUUAUAAUGAAAUACUCCGUAAUUCUUUGAGAUAUAUCAAACAAUACGAAUCCCAAGUUGAUUUAAACAACAGAGACAUAUCUGCUAUUAUAAAAGAAAUGAAAUCAACAGCUUCUGGCGGAAUUGAAGGCCAAACAGUUUCAUUUUCAAAUCGUCAGCUGACAGAUUCACUCAAGGAGCAACAAGCAGUUCAAACAAAGCUGUUGGAUGAUAAAGACUUACUUAUUCAGCAGCAAGAGGACUUCGAUCUCAGUAAAUUACUUGAUGUCAGCUGUUCAAGUGUUUUCCAAGAAAUAAACAAUGUAAAUGAAAAGAUAGAAAUAGUAAAUAAGCAUCAAGAAAUGCUUAAAAACGAAAACAACGCAUUGAGAGUUCGAAAACGGAUUGAAGAAGAAAAUAUGGAAACAAGAGCUAAAAGACUCGAGGUCGAAAUUAACAAAUGGAUGCAGAGGAUUGAUGAAAUGAAGACGUAUGAGAUUGCUGACGUGCCAAAACCAGUUUUAACAACAGAAAUUAUUUAUCGAAAUGAAUUUGAUGAAAUUCAGGAUUAUCUUGAUGAAAGAAAAGAAGUACAGAUGAAAUAUCAUAAACUUAAGAGAAAUGAAAACUCAGAUCCAAAUGAAAUUACAAAACUUAAGAAGAGAUACGGAGAAUUAACAAAUAAAAUAGCUGAUAGUGGUCACAAAGAAGUCUAUGAGAACCUCAUCCGCUUACAAACUGAUCUGUCCUUGCUUAGAGACGCAUACCGAGAUGCAUUGAAGGAAAGCAUCGACAGAAGAGCAUCAUUCGUCAACAUGUUCGCUGCUGUCGGUGAUUUGGAGACAAACAUUUGCAUGGCAUUAAGAGAAAUCGAAAAAAGAGGUUUGAAUUGCGACUUUGACGAAGAACUCACUGAUUUCAUCGCAGGAAUGUUUGUUGAUAAGCUAAGCAAAGCGGCCGAAUUGAAGAAAGUCUAUGAUUGGCUCGAUGAAAACUUUGAUGAUCCUUCUGUUAAACAAGAAACAAAGCUCAUGGAUAAGCUAAAUGCAGCUCUCGAUUUUGUCCACGGACCUGACUCAUAUUCUGAUAUAUAA
Messenger RNA from Trichomonas vaginalis G3, 1245 nucleotides. RefSeq lists its product as uncharacterized. Bases 1 to 1245 code for a protein of 414 amino acids. The record is from RefSeq and is a predicted model, not a curated record. Lineage: Eukaryota; Parabasalia; Trichomonadida; Trichomonadidae. The transcript has a single exon.